CUUGAAACUGGACUAGAAGCUUACGAGGAGUACCUGAAUGCGACAUAGGUUUCUCAGCCGGUGUUUUCAUAUUUUUACGCCCCUCCGCUCUUUUACGGUGUUUUCCAUGCCUCAGAGACGACAAACAUAGCCUACAGGGGUGCCAUGACUCUGACCAGAGGAUCUUUCACCUAUGCCAGCGGAGAAGAGUACCAUGGCGAGUGGAAAGAAGGUCGGAGGCACGGUGUUGGCCAGCUCAAGUUUCUGGAUGGAACCUGCUACACUGGCCAGUUUGAGAAUGGACUCUUCCAUGGCUCUGGUGUACUGCUCUUUACAGAUGGAUCCAGAUAUGAAGGAGAAUUUGCACAUGGAAAGUUUCAAGGUACAGGAGUCUUUAGUCGAUAUGAUGGCAUGAAGUUUGAGGGUGAAUUUAAUGACGGACGUGUUGAGGGAUAUGGACUUUUGACUUUCCCAGAUGGGUCUCAUGGUGUCCCACGAAAUGAGGGCUUGUUUCAAAACCACAAGCUGCAGAAGAGAGAGAAAUGUCCAGCAGUGGUGCAGCGUGCACAGGCUUCAGCCUGUAGUGCUCGCAGUCUUGCACUUUGACCAUCAUGGAGACCACUGGAGACACAAACAGGGUUCUAGCACCUUCUAAGAGGGCCUCAGGGAUGUGUACUUGUAUACUACCCUCUAGCUCUUCUUUUGGUGUCUUUCUGUUUCCAUCAGAUUUGUCUGCAUCUUCCUUGACUCACCUUCACAGUAGCUUGGAAUCCAAACACAGUGGCUCUUUGUAUGACUGACUUGACAUGCACAACACCAGGAAGCACAUCUUUUAACUUCACAAGUCUUGUAAAUAGCAAAAGCAGUUAUUUUUUUCUUGUUCUGAUUCUUGUACUCAUAAACAAUGUCUUAGUGUUUUAGGAUACAGUAGUUAGCUUUCAUACAUUGAACAACUGACUAUGGGAGACCUCUUCUUACCAGUCCAUUACAAGAGUGUUACUUAAAGGUACCCUGUGGAGAUCUUGGCUACUUGCAGUUCUGUGUGUUUGUAAAUGGGUCUCUAUUGUUUUUAUCGUGCACAGGCAUGAGGACAAACGCGCAUGCAUGCAAACACGCGGGUAUUGUGAUACACAUUCUUGCUGAAGUUUUCUGCUGAUGGACAUUUGGUGGCGGUAACGUAGCAAUGUGGAAAGCUAUCCAACACAGAUCUAAACAAUGCACAAAUUAAAAUAUCCAAAAGACUGGAUUUUACAGUAUAUAGUUAUGAGGAAGGAAAUGCAUUUAAUACAUAUGCCAAGCCUUAAAGAUACACACAUGCAUUUUGGUGAAAAUCAGUGUAUGCAAACAUAAUUUUUGUUUGUUUACAAAACCACUCCACCGAGCACCUUUAAAAUCUCAAUUAACGGUGCUGCUGCAAACUUUAUCAUUCAAGGAAUGCUUUUUGUCACUGGUGUUUCUCCUUUAAGAACAUCGGUAUUCACAUUUGCCUUAAAGACAUUUUGGUACAAGAAUGUAGUUCAAGGGUGUCCAUCUGAAAAUCAGAUGACACAUAGUGCCCUUUCCUUCCCUUCUCUUCUACAUCAUUUCCCCUAAGGUUUCUGUCAGCCUAAUGAAGCUGAGGUGUGCCUAAAUAUUGCCUUCACUCUGAGAGACAUGUUGCUAAGCUGGUGCUAAGUUUCAGCUCCCAUCACUCACAAGUCCUGCAGUUCUCUUCUCUCCAGUAAACUCCCCACUCCCAGUGGAAAUCACUGGGGACGAGGUUGAACUCAGCUGGAUAAUUCUCUGUGUAACCUGAAAUACCUGGAUGACUUGACAUCCACAAAUUUGAUAAAUAAUCAUAAUUAAAUGCAUUGAAUUAGGGCUAUAAAGCCUAAUUGUUGCAAGUGGAUGAAAGAAUAAAUCAGAUCUAUAUUUAAGAAGAUGUAAUUCUAAUGUAUGUUUUUCUCUGACAUGUGUAGAUGUUCGUUGUCACUGACUGUUUGCUCUGCCCUUUCAAAUGAAUUAAGAUAUAAUUAUUUGAUCAGUUAGGUAGAAAGUGUUGUUUGGUUGGGUACUACGAGGUGUUAAAACACAGCUAUUCUGUGAUUACAGAUUAAUUCAGUAUGCUUGAACAGUUGAUUAAAUAGGCCUUAAAAACAUUUGUAGACAUGGUUUGUAUCGGAUUGCCUACACAAAACUUCAACCAAAGACAAUCAAAUGAUAUUAUAGGUAUAGAAGCCUAGGAUUUGUGCUAUUUCUUAAAGAUUAUCAAUAAAGACAAAUCAUCAAUGACAACAUGGGACUUCAGUGUGCAAGAAUGACAAGAGAACUGAACUUAAGCAGGGAAUUGAGUGAGAUUCUGUUGUAAAUAUGUCUGAUGCCUUUUGUCUGGAUUAUUUGCAGUUGCUGAUUUUCAUUGUUGUUAUAUCCUAUGAAGACAAAGAAUUAGUCCUCAGUAUUGUGAGCCAAAUCAAAAAGACUAAAUAUAACAUUAGACACAGAAAAGCAGACCAGUGCAUGCAUCAAUACCACUGUCUACAAGCACACAAUGAUACUUUGGUGUACUUGCACAGUAUGCAUGUAGUAUGAUGUGUUUCAGAUCAUUCAAUAGUAUUUUUCCUUUCCAGUGUGUGGGUGUCAACACUACACUGAGUGUGUAGACACUCAUGCCUGAGUGGAACAAUAAAAUACCACAUCCAUUUCCAACUGGAAGCAAAUGGUGCUUUAAAAGUGUGCCUGUCCAGACUUUCACCUGCCUGGAAUCUAUCAUUGCUAUGGUUACCCUUUUUACAGUGACAAUAUUAAGUUGCUUUGAGUGCUCUUCGAUUAAAAAAACUGCACAGUAUCCCUUCGUUCUCCUGGAAUAGGUCUGAGUCUGUAUCACAUAUGUAUUAAAUAAAGGUUUGUGUUGAAAAAGAAACGUUUUUCGUUGGGCAUGACAGCAUUGGAUUUGGACUUCACUGCCAUUUUUGGUGUUUUUUCAUCAUUUGCAGCUAUAUGAGGAAGUUAAAUCAUUUUUGUGGAUAAACAGUCUCUUCUGGUUUUUGGCUGGCUACUACCAAGCAGAAGCCUUCAGUUUCCCCAUCCCCCUCCUCAUUUUACACACUCCACCCUUCAGUAACAUCACACCACAGCUAUGUGGAAUUAAAAAUGACAGACCUAAAGUUGUAAAACAUGAGUCCAAUAAAUUUAAAAGUGAUG
Molecule: messenger RNA, 3159 nt
Organism: Monopterus albus (swamp eel)
Lineage: Eukaryota; Metazoa; Chordata; Actinopteri; Synbranchiformes; Synbranchidae
Gene: morn4
Product: MORN repeat containing 4
Exons: 5
Coding region: 145-585 (146 amino acids)
Biological process (GO): response to axon injury
Cellular component (GO): cell projection
Source: RefSeq, a predicted model, not a curated record